Molecule: messenger RNA, 2041 nt
Organism: Durotheca rogersii
Lineage: Eukaryota; Fungi; Ascomycota; Sordariomycetes; Xylariales; Xylariaceae
Product: acyltransferase 3
Exons: 3
Coding region: 1-1302 (433 amino acids)
Biological process (GO): polysaccharide biosynthetic process
Cellular component (GO): membrane
Molecular function (GO): acyltransferase activity, transferring groups other than amino-acyl groups
Source: RefSeq, a predicted model, not a curated record
AUGGCUAUCGGAAAGGAAGGCAACGUCAAAUGGGUCGAUGGCUUGCGAGGCUUCGCGUCGACGUUAGUCGUCCUAACCCAUAUUGCUCGGUCCUUCGAUGGCGAGCUUUUCCUCCCAGCGUCCCACGAGGGCGCGCAACCCCGAGUUCUCCAGCUACCAUUUCUCCGAAUACUCGCCCAGGGCCGUAUCGGUGUCACCAUAUUCGCCUUCGUCACCGGUUAUGUUUGCGCUCUGAAGCCCAUCAAGCUGUACCGACAAAAUAACCAAGACAGUGCUUAUAUUUCCAUCGCCAAGUCGGCCCUCCGCCGCGUCCCCCGUCUGGUCAUCCCUUGCGGCCUCGCUACCGUCAUCAUCUGGAUCAUGGCCAACCUGGGCAUGUUCCUAGUUGCGAAGCAGAGCGAUUGCUGGUGGUGCGGGAAGACGGCACCUGACCGCCAGGCGAAUGCGUGGCUGUCCGUGAAGCACUUGGUACAAAACAUCAUAUCAACCUGGACAAACGGCCGGAACGCCUACGACGGCAACCAGUGGACCCUAUUACCGCUACUCAGAGGAAGUAUGCAGGUGUACACGUUCAUCGUGGCCACCUCCUACCUCCAGCCACAAUUUCGCAUGAUGUGUAGCUUGAUCAUGUUUGCCUUCUUCUGGAUAGCAUCUGACGCCGCUUUCGGAAUGCAGUUUUUCUGGGGCGUCUUCCUCUGCGAUCUCCAGAACCACGCCCCGGCCACCGAGUGGCUCGUCCGCCGACCCCGGAUCUCGCGCGUCCUAGCGGCGAUCUUCAUGGUUCUCGGUCUUUACGUCGCGUCGUAUCCCGAGGCCCACCCCGAAUGGGCGACCUGGUCGCACUACCAGUACAAGGUUCUCAGGCAGAUCGUGCCGAAGGACGCCGACUUCCCGCGCUUUGCAUCCGGCAUCGGCCUCGAACUGCUCACGCUCGGUCUGCACUUUAGCCCUGGCCUGCGUGAUGUGCUUUCGAGCAAAUACCUCCUCUGGUUCGGCAAGCAGUCGUUCGCUGUGUAUCUCCUGCACGGGCCGCUCCUGCGCAGUGUGCUUUGCUGGAUGGUAUACGGGAUCCAUGUGCCGCCAUCGAUCACGAACGACAAGGGCGAGGUGAUCCAGGGAACGCUCAUGUUUCCGACCGUGUGGCGCUUGCUGAUCUCGCUUCCGUUCUGGCUACCGCUGAACUAUGGUGUCGCGAUGCUCUGGACCGGCUACGUCGACCCUUGGUGCGCGAACCUCACGGAGAAGCUCGUUGGCAAGAUUAUGUUGCCCCGUGACGAGAAGGGCGUCAUCUUACCACAGUAGAUGACCGUGGUUCCGCCGGCGGCGGAUUUGCCAUUCCGACGGCAGCGACUAUGGGCUCGGUGCAGAGUGCACGGGACGUCCCCGAUAGUCUUCGCCAAAAUACCAGGCCGAUCCUAAUAGGGUGGAUGUCAUUACAAUUAUAACCGACCGCCCGUAUAAGCGGCGCCGAUAUUUUGACGCGUAUGAAGGCCCGAAGAGACUGCAUAUUGGUCACUACUCGGAACAUAUUCAUACUUCUACCGAACCCUCGACAGGAGAAGGUUAUCCUCUCGCGAGCACAUUUAUGGAUACGGCCGUCUUUUUCUUGGUGCGGCAUAUCGGUUCUUGGGGGUGGUUCUGGAGUACAUGGCGGUCAAGGUCCGAGACCGUGGGGAGACGAGGAUUCAUUGCAUUUGGUCUGGAGGUCACCAUUGGGGUUGCAACGGCCGAAGAAAGAAGACGCGAAUGCGUCGUACGUGCGCCUGGCACGUUAAUACCCAUCCCUUUUUUUUUAUCAUCCUUUCGCUCGACCACCACCUCGCUCUACUAUUACCACUACUUGCUACGUACUACUACUUACUACUGAGACGGCCGCGCAGAAGCAUUAACGCAAAUUAGGCAUGCAUGGGGAGGUAGAAACGCCGUCAGACCCGGGGGUGUUCUGACUGGUUCGCGAACGGUUGAUACCCAUGAUGGAGAGAAUUUUUGGCAACAGAUAGACAUAUCAAGAUGCUCUUUUUAUUUUAUUCGAGACGCUGCC